GUGGACAUUUGUCCUAUUUAACACACACAAAAAACCCGGAUGGUCUGGUGAGAGGCUCUUGUAUACUGAGCGUCAACAAUUUUUUUGCUAAUAAUGAGUAUGAACAUUUCGACAAUAUCCAGAAAGCAAAAGGUCGCUGCUUUUAUUUUAGUGGUGGUUGGAGCAAUAUUCGCUGGGGUUGUUUUCCGUUCAACGCUCACGUUUCAAGUUAAUGCAGGACCGAUGCCAAACCGAAUUCGAAAUUACUCUUUCACUCUUGUAACGGGGGCAAAUUCCGGAUAUUAUUCUCCUGGAUUGAGGAACUUUGUUGGAUCAGCUCAUUACUGGGCACCAGGACUGAAUAUAGUGGUUUGGGAUCUAGGUUUGACGCCAGAGCAAGUGCAGGAAACUCAAACAUGGUGUAAUGUGACAUAUCGACGUUUUCCUUUCGAAAAAUACCCUCAGCAUUUAAAGAAUUUAAAAGAGUAUGCUUGGAAACCAGUUAUAAUAAAACAAAUGGUAGACGAAGUGGGUAACAUUGUUUGGAUUGAUGCCGGUAGUCACAUCCGUGGUAAAAUAACACAAAUUGAUAACUUGAUCCAACAUGAUGGAUAUCUGCUUGUCCAAGGACAAGAUGGUGAUACAACGGUGUUCCUCUAUGAAAAAAUGUGCACUUUCAUGGGUUUAGACAAGAAAACCUUUAAGUUGAAACCAUCGUACUCAGGAAAUCUAAAUGGCUGGACCAAAAGGAAUGAUACGUAUGAGAAGAUCCUGAAACCAUGGGUCAAAUGUGCACUGACCAAGGAGUGCAUAGCCCCAGCAGGAUCGAGCUUAAGAAACCAUCGUUAUGACCAAUCUGCUCUGACUCUUAUAACGUACACAUCUGGUCUGGAACUCCAACACCACACUGAACUAUAUGAUGUGAUCAAGGAAUCUAGAAAUUCGAACAGAGAUUAUCUCAGACAUCUUCGAACUUGCUGACGUUGUGUAAAUAAACAGACAUUGAAUUUGAAUGUUUUUAUCAACAUAUGGCGACUGCAAAGCAAAUUUUACAUAAGACAACAUCCUUAAGAUAUAUGCAAGAGAAACAUGUAUAGCUGUGCUUUUCGCUGUAUUUAGAGAGUAUGAACCAGUGUGCAGUGAAAAAUAUUUAUUAAUUUAUAUGUAUUAUACAGUUAAAGGAAAAAUGCAUGUAAUAGUAAUAGUUGAGAUUGUUAUUCACCUCCACAUUAUAUUCGUACCGUCUUCGCUCCUUUAAUUUAGGUUUAGAAUAUUCAUUCACCAACUUUUUUCAUUUGUAAAUGAGAUAUGAAGGGCAGUCGCCAAAACUUUAACAAUUAUUAAGCCUGCUAUAUUAUUAAAAGUCUUUCGGAUGAUUAAUAUACUUGUAUGUGACGGUGUAUUUCAGUCCGCCCUGAAGCACAAAGUCAUAAACAAUUCACAAGUUUUUUUUCGUGUAGAAAUGUAAGUUGCCUAUGUCCUCUUAUAUUAUGUCAUUCAAGUACCACAAACAUGAUAUAUCAUAAGUUGGUUAUUGUUGGUCAAAAGUUUGUUAUAUAAUAGUAAUAAUAAUAAUAAUAAUGCAUGGAUCACACACUAAUCCAGCUAUUUCAUCUGCUGUGUUAUAAAUGUACACUCAAACCUACAAGCAUUAUUUCUCCAAACCAUAAGUGAGACUCAUAGUUAAUGAUAACCACUCUAAAAUCAACACGCUGCACACUAUUAUUGUUUACAUUAAUUUACCCCUUAAACCGCACUGUCACGCACCAUGGA
Lingula anatina is the source of this 1752-nucleotide messenger RNA. RefSeq lists its product as uncharacterized. Lineage: Eukaryota; Metazoa; Brachiopoda; Lingulata; Lingulida; Lingulidae. The record is from RefSeq and is a predicted model, not a curated record.